AUGGAGAAGUUCAAAUAUACUAUGAGGUUACGUGAAGCUGAGCUGCAGCAGGCGAGAGAGCGUCAGGAGUUUGAGCGUUACAAGCUGGACUUAAUCAAGGAGGGGAAGAUUCUUGAUCCCAUAGCAGUUGGGAAGGGAGAACCUGUGGCAGAGAAGGAUCCAGAUACAUUCUUCUUGCUCUUUGAGAGGUUGGCCAAGAACAGGAAGUGGAGUGAUUCUGAGCAGACCCUCCUGUUACAGAGCAGCAGGGCGAUCAUGUUUUAUCAGAGCUGUUUCAGCAGCAUCGUGUCCAGCUCCGGGCAGGUGUUGGGCCAGGCAUCCGGCCCAGAGAUCGACCGCUCGCCCUGCGUCUGGCACAUGAACAACGCCCCCACGCGGGGGUUCGAGGACGACGUGGGCCAGCGCACCACCCUGAGGGUCGUCUCCCACACCAGCGUCCCCCUGCUGCUGCAGAAGCCCCAGUACUUCUUCGGCCAGGCCAACGACACCGUCUACGUCGUGUGGGGGCCGCUGCGGAACAUGAGGAAGGACGGGAAAGGCAUUGUUUACAACAUGCUGCGCCAGGCCUCGGAGAACUACCCUCACGCUCGCAUCUACGUCACCACAGAGGACCGGAUAAACUACUGCGAUAUGGUCUUCAAGAAGGAGACGGGAAAAGACAGGAUCCAAUCUGGCUCCUACCUGAGCACCGGCUGGUUCCCACUCAUUCUCUCUAUCGACAUGUGCAAGGAAAUCCAUAUCUACGCCACAUUCAAGGUACCAGAGUUGCUGAAUGGGUGUGGGUUGGGUGAGCAGUUUGGAAGUGGAUUUGGGAUGUUCUUAGGGCGGCCGUCCAACCUUAUUGGCCACACCUGA
This is a messenger RNA of Cololabis saira (Pacific saury), 855 nucleotides long. RefSeq names its product alpha-N-acetylgalactosaminide alpha-2,6-sialyltransferase 3-like. The transcript is spliced from 5 exons. Gene Ontology annotation, biological process: ganglioside biosynthetic process; oligosaccharide metabolic process. The record is from RefSeq and is a predicted model, not a curated record. NCBI's taxonomy places the organism in Eukaryota, Metazoa, Chordata, Actinopteri, Beloniformes, Belonidae. Gene Ontology annotation, molecular function: alpha-N-acetylgalactosaminide alpha-2,6-sialyltransferase activity. Bases 1 to 855 code for a protein of 284 amino acids.